Messenger RNA from Zerene cesonia (dogface butterfly), 3790 nucleotides. RefSeq names its product proton-coupled amino acid transporter-like protein pathetic. Gene Ontology annotation, molecular function: amino acid transmembrane transporter activity. The transcript is spliced from 6 exons. Lineage: Eukaryota; Metazoa; Arthropoda; Insecta; Lepidoptera; Pieridae. Gene Ontology annotation, biological process: amino acid transmembrane transport. The coding region runs from base 406 to 1938 and encodes 510 amino acids. The record is from RefSeq and is a predicted model, not a curated record. Gene Ontology annotation, cellular component: vacuolar membrane.
ACUCCGAGACAAUACCCGAGCCUGCAGCCCGCACUCCGCUCGGCGCGGCAGCUACACGCUGCUCGCUCGCGCUCUAUCCGUUCGGCGUUCAUUGCCGACUUAAUCGCAAGAGUGACAGGACGUACUCUCGCUAACAUAAAUUUUUUCGAAAAAACUUUACUUUUUCAAAAACUUAUUACCUACGAUACAUUCUUCAUUUGCGAUACAUCGAAGCGGUCAACUACAAAGACGGCGAUCGAUAAUAUUUAUCGCAGCGAUCACAAAGUUGAUCACAAUUUUAAAAGUCGAUUAUAGCGUUUGCCGUUUUCAGUUACGCGACAUUUAAAUUCUUAUACCAAAAAGAUUUAAGAUUUUUUGUGGCGUUUCCGAUAUUGUUCUUUUAGACGUGCUACGGGAAGAUCUAAAAUGUCGAAAAAACACCUGCACAACCAAGCUGCUAUACCGCUUGCUCCUGCGGUAUUUAAGAAACCUCAAUUACGGCCGAUGAUAGCCGAAUAUGAUCCCAAGAAAAAAGGAGUCAAAAAUGACUUGUCAGAUCUUGUUAUGGUCAAAUAUAAAGUUGAUCCAAAUGAAAUCCCAGUGGAGCAACAGGCUGGGUCUACACUCCCCCUCAUGGAGAUACCAGGUCGGGAUAUUGAAGAGGAUGAGGACUAUAAUCCCUUUGAACAUAGAAAACUAGCGCAUCCUACAUCUGACAUGGAUACGUUAAUUCAUCUCCUUAAAGGUUCAUUAGGCAGCGGCAUAUUAGCUAUGCCUAUGGCUUUUAUGAAUGCCGGUCUUUAUUUUGGAUUGGUUGCUACAUUCCUCAUAGGAGGAAUAUGCACUUACUGCGUUCACGUGCUAGUAAGAACUGCGCACGAUCUGUGUAGAAGACUGCAGAAACCAUCUCUUGGAUUUGCGGAAACUGCUGAAGCUGCUUUCCUAGCUGGACCUCCAGCUGUGCACAAAUUCUCAAGACUUGCAAAGGCAAUGAUAAACUGGUUCCUGGUGAUCGAUUUAUUGGGAUGCUGCUGUGUAUACAUUGUAUUUGUUGCAAAAAAUGUAAAACAAGUAGUAGAUUUCCAUGCGAAAGAAAGUGAUUGGCUGCCACAUGAUAUGGAUAUCAGAAUUUACAUGGCAUCACUCCUACCAUUCUUAAUUUUAAUGAAUCUGCUAAGAAAUCUAAAGUAUUUGGCUCCAUUCUCAAUGAUUGCUAAUCUUUUAGUAGGCACAGGAAUGGGCAUAACAUUUUAUUACCUUUUCCAAGAUAUUCCUAGCCUGAGUUCCAGAAAAGCAUUCGCUGGUGUUACUCGUCUGCCCACAUUUUUCGGUACUGCAAUAUUUGCUCUUGAAGGUAUUGGUGUCGUAAUGCCUCUUGAAAAUAACAUGAAGACACCCACUCACUUCAUCGGCUGCCCUGGAGUUCUCAAUACUGGCAUGUUCUUUGUUGUUUCAUUGUAUGCUUUGGUCGGAUUCUUUGGAUAUUUGAAAUACGGAGACGAAACUUACGGGAGUAUCACAUUGAACCUGCCAGAUUACGAAGUAUUGGGACAAUGUGUAAAGCUUAUGAUUGCUGUGGCCAUCUUCUUCACGUACAGUCUACAGUUCUAUGUACCGAUGGAAAUUAUCUGGAAAAACGUCCGCCAUUGGUUUGGAGCCAAGAAAAACCUCGCUGAAUACAGUAUUAGAAUUGCUAUUGUAAUAAUGACGGUUUGCAUUGCUAUAGCUAUUCCAAACCUUGGUCCUUUCAUUUCUCUCGUGGGUGCUGUCUGCCUCUCCUUCUUAGGUCUAAUUUUCCCCGCCGUAAUUGAGACUGUAACAUAUUGGGACCGCCCUAACGGCUUAGGCCGAUUCAAUUGGGUACUGUGGAAAAAUCUAUUUCUGGUUUGUUUCGGGAUUUUAGGAUUCCUUACCGGAUCCUACGUUAGUAUUUUAGACAUACUCAAAGGAGAAGAGUAAGACAGCAACAUGAAAGACUAAGAUAAUUUAAGGCUCAAAAGAAAGUUCGUUAUGGGCUAAGUUCUUUCGGAAUUUUUUUUUCUUGCUUAUUUUAAUUUUUAUACAACUUUAUUUACUAGACUAGAUAGAGAUUCCUAACAGAUGUUGAGUUUCUGGAAUGCUCAAAUUUUAAUGUUUGAGAUUAGUAUUAUGUACAUGACUUUAUGUAUAUCGCGUCAAGCGGGUUGUGUUUUUUAUUCGAAAUAUAUUUAGCCCCGAAUCUCUGUAGCCAUUUACCUAGAAUAAGCAAACUGUAGAUUAAUAAAUAUGAAAUGUGUGAGAAUUUUUCUAGUGCAUUAUUAAAAUGUGAUAAACUAUUAGGUUUAGAGAAGCGUAAAUUUCUAUGCAUAAAAUAUGGAACUUAUGGUUUAAAAAAAUAAUGUUAUUCGUUUUGAAAACGUUGACAAUAUCAAAAGAUUUAGAAUAAUCUGUCUUUCAUGGGCACAUUUCGACGUAAGUAAAAGUGUGUUGCAUAUUAUGGGUUAUAUUGUGAAAACAAUUGUUAGUGAUAUUAAUGCUAAUUUAGUAAUGACAUUUCAAUAACCAAAAAGCCACAACAUAUAUACAUAUUUACUGACUAAGAAAAUUGUUCAAAUCGAGCAAUGGCUACCUUGGAUACUAAGGCAUUUAACUACCAACAAAUAAUCUAGGAACGUAAUUAAUUGAGACGUUAAGUUGAAUUAUUUAAGCAUACAUUUUGUUCUAAUAUAGAGAAAGCAUAUUAAGUAUAUUUUGCCCUAACCAUUAAUUAUUCAUUUAGCAUAUUAAUAUAAUAUAUUCUAGACUUCCUUUUAAACAAUCGGAUAGGUACAACUGCAGUAUUUUUAUAUUAGUCCUCUCAUUUUCGGAGUCAACAAAAAAUAAAAAUAAAACGUCAAACAAAAACACUUUUCUACUUCCUACAUUCCUAAUUAUGUAAAUUUUCAUCUUGUAUACGAAAAUGGGCUGGAACGGCUAAUCUUACAUUUUUCUGGAAUUAUUAGUAAACAUCUUUAACUCGCGCCAGUUAUUUUAUGCAUUUAUGACAUGCAAAUAAUGUAACUGUUUAUUAUAUGCUAAAAUGUUACGAUAUACAGAUUAUGAGGCAAAGAAUAUAAAAAUAUUGUAUUUUGUAGUUUGUACAAUGUUAAGAAUGCAUUAAUCUUGUUCUAGUUGGUAUAAUUUGGGCUUCAACUCCUACUAUUAUUGAAGUUGAAAAUUUUGUAUAAAAUUGCAUUAAUCCGUUUAAGUUUUCCGACAAAAUCUUUUCUAUUUUAAAUAUUUUAUACGUAGUUAAUAAUCAAAUUAUGUUCCUUUGAACGAGUCUAUUGAUUGAUAUUUAUUUUAGUUUACUCCAGAGAGAUUGUGAUUUUGAUUGUUUCAAAUAUGAUGAUAAUUAAAGUAUUAUACUUUAGGUAACAGACGGUUCAAUAGAACUGAAUUUAUUUAGGCCCUUUUGCCUUGAAGUAUUUAAUCAAAUGGUUAAUCGUGAUUAUAUAUUUUAAGAUUGCAAUUAUACAACCGAGUAGCUUCCUGCAAUAGACGAGAUUUAAGUUCUAGGAAUUUCAUAGACGAAUUUCGGCAUAUUUAUAACAAUGAAUUAUUCAAUGUAACACAUUGCAUCCGAAGAGUCAAUUCAGCAAAUCAGAGUGCAAUAUUUUCGUAACGUUUUACUAAAUUUAUUUUCUAAAAGUUUUUUAAAAUAUGAACGAGGGGAAUCAUUCCUAUUGAUAAAGAUAUUGCGUACAGUUUGAUAUAAAGUAUCAGUUUGCCUAAUUAAUCAUAGGAGUGGUGGUUGUUUUGUUACAGUAUUAAAUAAAACAGUUUAAAGGGU